CCGGGAGGAGAGGUGGGACCCGCCUCCAGCUGUGCACGCGGGAGGGAGGGAACCCCACGGAGGAGGAGGAUGGUCACGUGACCGCGGGCGUCCAGGGAUGAAACUUGAACAUGAUUGUGGGCUCAGAAGAAGGAUCCAGUUGAAAAGUUUACCUUAGACCCAAUGUGUGGUGGAAAUUCACCCUCCAAGCGUCUGCUUUUCUCCAGUUUGGAAUGUUUUCCUCCAGAGCAGCCUUGUUUUUGAAAUGAUUUGCGGGCUGCCGGAGGACGCUGGGAGAGGAAGUCUGACCCGCCAAGCCCAUCUGGAAGUGGUUUCAGGGGCCGCAUCACUCGGCCAGCACAACGCCUAGAUUCCCAGCUGCCUGGAACAGGGGUGGAAGAAACCCGAGCUGCUCCAGAGUCUGCGCAAGCAGGGGAGGUGCAGUGGGGGAGGAAGACUGUCUUGGAAACGGAAUAUUGGCCUUGAGGCUCUCCAGCCCUUUGAGAUUUCCAAUGGGAUUGUAGAAGCAGCUGAAGCAGUGUGAAGGGCAGCAUCCCAGGGCCAGCCACGAUUUGAAUGCUCUGCCCUGCAGCUCUUCUGGACGGAGGAGCCCUGCCCUCACCGCUCACCAGGUCACAGUUUUUAUCCACAUGAACACACAUGGCUUUGUUACGAAAAAUUAACCAGGUGUUGCUGUUCCUUCUCAUUGUGACCAUCUGUGGGAUUCUGUAUAAGAAAGUUCACAGGGGGACUGUGCUCAGGAACGAGACAGAUGAUGACUCUGAGACUCCUGAGGAUAUGGAAGAUGAGAUUCCGGUGGUGAUUUGUGCAGCAGCAGGGAGGAUGGGUGCGGCUAUGGCUGCCAUCAACAGCAUCUACAGCAACACUGAUGCCAACAUUUUGUUCUAUGUAGUUGGACUCCGGAACACUCUGUCCAGAAUACGAAAAUGGAUCGAACAUUCUAAACUGAGAGAAAUAAACUUUAAAAUCGUGGAAUUCAACCCUAUGGUCCUCAAAGGAAAGAUCAGACCAGACUCCGCGAGGCCCGAGCUGCUCCAGCCUGUGAGUAGGGAUCGCACACGUCGGGGAUGGUUCUCGCUGAACUUUGUUCGAUUUUAUCUCCCUCUGCUUAUCCAUCAACACGAGAAAGUCAUCUAUUUGGAUGAUGACGUAAUCGUACAAGGGGACAUCCAAGAGCUGUACGACACCACCUUGGCCCUGGGCCACGCGGCAGCUUUCUCAGAUGACUGCGAUUUGCCCUCCUCCCAGGACAUACACAGACUUGUGGGGCUGCAGAACACGUAUAUGGGCUAUCUGGACUACCGGAAGAAGACGAUAAAAGACCUUGGCAUCAGCCCCAGCACUUGCUCUUUCAAUCCUGGUGUGAUUGUUGCCAACAUGACGGAAUGGAAGCACCAGCGUAUCACCAAACAGUUGGAGAAAUGGAUGCAAAAAAAUGUGGAGGAAAAUCUCUACAGCAGCUCCCUGGGAGGAGGGGUGGCCACCUCCCCAAUGCUGAUUGUGUUUCACGGGAAAUACUCCACCAUCAACCCCCUGUGGCACAUAAGGCACCUGGGCUGGAGUCCAGAUACCAGAUAUUCGGAGCAUUUUCUGCAGGAAGCAAAACUACUCCACUGGAAUGGAAGACAUAAACCUUGGGACUUCCCUAGCGUUCACAACGACUUAUGGGAGAGCUGGUUUGUUCCUGACCCUGCAGGGAUAUUUAAACUCCAUCAUCCCAACAGCUGAUAUAACACGACAUUUUAAAUAUUUCCUGUAUAAAUAAUGUGGAAUUGUCCAUUUGUAGCCUACCAUACCACUGUUCUUUAUGAACAGUACCUUUGAUACAAAUGAUCCACAAAAACAAAAAACCCUACU
This is a messenger RNA of Eubalaena glacialis (North Atlantic right whale), 1857 nucleotides long. It is a transcript of the gene GLT8D2, whose product is annotated as glycosyltransferase 8 domain containing 2. Lineage: Eukaryota; Metazoa; Chordata; Mammalia; Artiodactyla; Balaenidae. Gene Ontology annotation, molecular function: glycosyltransferase activity. The coding region runs from base 640 to 1728 and encodes 362 amino acids. Gene Ontology annotation, cellular component: Golgi apparatus. The record is from RefSeq and is a predicted model, not a curated record. The transcript is spliced from 12 exons.